This is a messenger RNA of Iphiclides podalirius (scarce swallowtail), 1407 nucleotides long. NCBI's taxonomy places the organism in Eukaryota, Metazoa, Arthropoda, Insecta, Lepidoptera, Papilionidae. The record is from the annotation of a GenBank genome assembly.
AUGCUGCCUUUGGUGCUAAAUACUUCACGAAAUCCAGCAUUUUCCGGAAAGACCAUUAAACACGGCCCUACCACGGCGGAGGGCCCAAACCCCAGCCAGGCGCUCGCGCUCCCUGGGUUGCAGCCAACACCGGCGGCUAACAAAUGCGGUGUUUUACUACAUUGGAAGGAUCGUAUAAUUAAGAAAAUUUCGCUGUUGACGGUGUUCACAAUAGGAUCUUUUUAUGAAACUACAAUGAUUGAAGUUAGCAAGCAUCUUUUCGACGAGGGAUGCAGAGACGCCAGUUGUUACACGUUACUACAUCCAUGGCACCGAAGCUGCUUGAAAUCGUCAGCAGCCACUUAUACAGAUUCCUUUUUAGGUAGUGCAAAAUUUUAUUUAGUAAUCCACAUGGUACAAAAUCUGAUGCGUGGUAAGAAAAUACUGAAGAGAGAGGAGUUAAUAAGAAUAGGAGAGUAUUAUCUGAGAUCGACACUUCUUGGCGGGCUCGUCAGUGGGACCUGCGUUACUUUCGGCUGUUUGUUUAGAUUUAUAAUGGGAAACAAAAUGACAUACUAUACCUACCUCCUUGUGCCAAAUAUGCUGAAUGGAUUAUUUAUUUUCCUAGAGCCACCGAGCAGAAGAGGACUCGUUACAAAUCUUUUUUGUAGCUUGGUACUCGAGUACUGGUUGCGGACGUUGCACAGAUCUGGCCACCUAUCGAUGACGAGGUCCAGACAAACCCUGAUGUUCAUGUUAGGUAGCGCGGCCUUGUUCUAUUUAAUGCGAUUAGAGGGCGACAGGGAUAUAAGGACCCCGCUGAUUUGGUUAUUCACUCCUGCAAAAGUUAAGCGGAAUACAGAGGAUAGUCAAAGUGUUUGUCCACACGAGGGAAUAUGUUGGAAAUAUAUUUUAAAGGGAUCAAGUGCAUACUUCGGCUUCGGUCUCGCUAUCAGCCUUGGAAAGAUCUUUUUAACGAAAAUCACAUCUCCAAUCAAGGCAUUCUCUUUGAUACGUGCGGGUGACUUGAGGCUAGCGAUGUUCUUUGGCAGUUACAUUGGUAUUUACCGAACUGUUAUAUGUUACUUAUGCCGUAAUCGAGGAUUUGACUCUGCUCUGUACGCUUUGCCUGCGGGAUGCAUAGCGGGACUGUCAUUUCUGUUCAAACCAAGUAUCGGUUUCGCCGUCGCAUCCUUGACGGGAGCUUUCAAACUGUAUUCCACCAUUCUUUACGAGAAGAAAAUCAUACCAGAAACCACUUUACUGCCCACCCUAUUGUACUGCUUCUGUCAAGGAACACUAUUUCACGCACGUUUUAUGCACCCUGAAGUGUGCCCAAGCUACGUAUUUAAGCUUAUCAAGUCUGUUAGCAACGGCCGUUCGGAGCAGUUAUACUCAAAUUUAUUAAAAGCUUUGGAGAAUGCAACG